Molecule: messenger RNA, 1077 nt
Organism: Daktulosphaira vitifoliae (grape phylloxera)
Lineage: Eukaryota; Metazoa; Arthropoda; Insecta; Hemiptera; Phylloxeridae
Product: chromobox protein homolog 1-like
Exons: 3
Coding region: 508-1005 (165 amino acids)
Biological process (GO): chromatin organization; negative regulation of transcription by RNA polymerase II
Cellular component (GO): pericentric heterochromatin; nucleus
Molecular function (GO): chromatin binding
Source: RefSeq, a predicted model, not a curated record
AGUUAAAUAUAAAUAGUUAAGUAUAGCCGAAAUACAGCAUUGUGGUGUUAAUAGAUUAUUUUAAAAUAAGUAUAAAUUUAUAUCUAACAGUAAUUAAAAUUACUAUCGUAACGUUUCGGUGGUUAUUUGAAACGAGUUAAUGAAAAUUAAAUUAAUUAUCCCAACUAUCCAAAAAAUUUAAAAUGUCGCUAACCCAUCUUUUUAUGUAAUCACUAAUCCCAUAUAUCUUUCAAUAGCGACAUUCGUAGAUGUAAUAGCAAGCUACACCAAAUUUUAAAUUAAAACUUUGUUACGUUGGUAUCAUUAAAAAAUAGACCGUUACAAUUUUAACUUGGUUAUAGAAUCCCUGGUAAAUUUGCGUAAAAAUCAGUGAACUAUUCUGGUAAUAUUACUUAUAUUUUGAGUUGUCAAAAACAUUAGAAUAUCUUCGGUUAUUUGUUUGCUAGGAAUCAAAAUUAUUUCGGUUUUCCGAACACAGACCAAAUCUAUAAAUCAAUUACUGAAAGAAUGGCAAAAAACGAUCAAGAUUGUAGUGAUUCAGAAUUCUUUAAUGAACGCGACAAAGGUCAAUAUUCUGUUGAAAAAGUUGUGGAUAAAAAAGUAAUUAAUGGUAAAGUUCUUUACUGUUUAAAAUGGAAAGGAUAUAACGAUAGUGAAAAUACAUGGGAGCCAGAAGAAAACUUAAAAUGUGAAGAACUAAUUAACAAAUUUGAAGCUAAACUAGCAAAAAAGAACCUGAAUGGCGUAUCAUCAAGAAACAAAAAAAAAAAAAGUCAGCCAUUAUUGUUAACAAGAAGUAUUAAAUUAGAUAAAAUUUCAGGAUUUGAACGUGGACUAGAACCUGAAUUAAUUUUAUGUGCUGCUUCUAGUGACGACCAACUUUUAUUUCUUAUUAAAUGGAAGAACCUGAAUGAUGCUUCGUGGGUAGAUGCUAAAUCUGCCAAUGUAAAAUGCCCUCAGACUGUAAUAGAUUUUUAUGAAAAUAGAAUUUCUUGGUAUGAUUAAUUCAGUUAUUUCCUAUGUUUAAAAUAUUAUAAAGUCAAUUUUUUAUUUGAAAAAUUAAAUUUAAUAUGUAGA